This is a messenger RNA of Choloepus didactylus (southern two-toed sloth), 1596 nucleotides long. Its product is annotated as 39S ribosomal protein L15, mitochondrial-like. The transcript has a single exon. Gene Ontology annotation, biological process: translation. The coding region runs from base 123 to 1013 and encodes 296 amino acids. Gene Ontology annotation, cellular component: mitochondrial large ribosomal subunit. Gene Ontology annotation, molecular function: structural constituent of ribosome. NCBI's taxonomy places the organism in Eukaryota, Metazoa, Chordata, Mammalia, Pilosa, Megalonychidae. The record is from RefSeq and is a predicted model, not a curated record.
CUCAGGAAAUGCUUUGCUGGUCUGCUGAAGAAGAAGUAAAGGUCCUCUGUCUUGGUUAAAAGUCUUCAACUGAUUGGAUUAAAUCCAGCUGAUUGGGCGGGCUCUGGUCGCCUUCGGACGUCAUGGCGGGCCCGAUAAGGGGCGCUGGGUCUGGGGCGCUGGACCUGCUCCGGGGCCUGCCGCGUGUCAGCCUCGGCAACUUAAAGCCGAACCCCGGCUCCAGAAAACCGGCGAGAAGACCAAGGGGUCGGAGAAGAGGUAGAAAGUGUGGCAGAGGCCAUAAAGGAGAAAGGCAGAGGGGUACCCGGCCCCGACUGGGCUUUGAGGGAGGCCAGACCCCGUUUUACCUCCGAAUCCCAAAAUACGGGUUUAAUGAAGGACAUAGCUUCAGACGCCAGUACCAGCCCUUGAGUCUCAAUAGAUUGCAGUAUCUUAUUGAUUUGGGUCUAGUUGAUCCUACGCAGCCUAUUGACUUAACCCAGCUUGUCAAUGGCAGGGGUGUGACAAUCCAGCCACUUAAAAGGGAUUACGGUGUCCAGCUUGUAGAGGAGGGGGCUGACACCUUUAAGGCGAAAGUUAAUAUUGAAGUACAGUUGGCUUCAGAACUAGCCAUUGCUGCAAUUGAAAAAAAUGGUGGUGUUGUUACGACAGCUUUCUAUGACCCAAGGAGUCUGGAAAUUCUAUGUAAGCCAGUUCCUUUCUUUUUGCGUGGACAACCCAUUCCAAAACGUAUGCUUCCACCUGAAUCCCUAGUGCCCUAUUAUACUGACGCAAAGAACCGUGGCUAUCUGGCAGAUCCUGGCAAAUUUCCUGAAGCAAGACUUGAGCUCGCCAAGAAGUACGGUUAUAUCUUACCUGAUGUCACCAAAGAUGAGCUCUUCAGGAUGUUAAGCACUCGAAAGGACCCAAGGCAGAUUUUCUUCGGUCUUGCUCCAGGAUGGGUAGUGAAUAUGGCUGAUAAGAAAAUCUUAAAACCCACAGAUGAGCAUCUCCUCAAAUACUACAGCUCAUGAACAACCUUCCAAGAGCAGAGUUGUUAAAGAACACUGUACAAGGGCCUGAAAUACAGGUGUUUCUCAUUAUAUCUUCCUAAUGGGUAAUUCUCCAGAUGUAGAUGUUACUUUUCAGCAUAACUGUGUCUCUUUUUCAUUUUUAUCUGAAUGUAAAAUAAAAAUUCUGUAAACAAAGACUAUGUAGAGAAACUGAAUCUGUGUGGGGUCUAUCUUAAUUAAUUAACAUGCAGACUCCCUGGUGGUCUGCCAAAGGAAGAUUUUAACUGUUUUGACUAUUUCCAGUCAGGUCUUUUCAUCCUGCCUUGUCUUGGUACUGGUACAAAUUGAAACGAGCUUGCAGGUUCCACUGGGAUUGAAGUGUCACCCUGCCCAGCCAAGGCUCCUUAGGAGCCUCUGGGAAACGCUGCCACCCAGUGUCAACUCAGGAGAAUAAGAUCAGGAAUGUGAGUUUAAGGCUUUAGGGCUGGUGAGUAGCUUCUAAGUAAUUCAAAAUUUGCCAGCAAAAUUGAAGGUUAGAGAAACAGAAAUUUCAAGGAAUUCGUUUUCCCAAUUUUGUUGAUUAGAGGGGACAAUAAUGGUUAAG